AUGUCCUUGUCGUUGUCUUGCAUGACACCCAUUAACUCCACGCCCCUCACUGUUGCUGCCAUCAUUGGCAGCAGCGAGCGUGCCUUUCUCCUUCUCCCUACCACAUAUGAUGCCUGCCUCCAAAAACUCUCGUUCUACCGCAUGACCCAAGUCUUGUGGGCGAAGGAGGCAUGGAAGGAGGGAUGUACCGCUUAUGAGAUUGAGAUGGCCUUCAAUAGUGAGAUCAUUCAAAUUAUUACUCGUCGCACAUCACAUCUCACCAGUCAGGUGAAAGGGAAGGUCCGUUCACUUAUCGAGAAUAUUUACGGCUUCGAGCAUGGCAGUCGGGACUCUGUCAAGUCCAGGAAUCGAAGACUGGCCCGUCAGCUCAAGAACAAGUUCGGUUUAUGUUAUUGGAACCCCGGAGAUGAGAAACAAAAGGUCCCUCACAGUGGGCUUUUUCGGACGAAGUUGAAUCAAAAAGCGGCCAAUUUGCUGUGGUACAGUAACAAAAAGGACAAAGGGGUAAUGUUCGAGAAGCUUUUUACUCUGUUUCCCAUUCCUGCCUUGGCAUUAGUGUACACAGCGGCAGAAUGUUGUGUCGACAAAUGGGUUGACAGCGAGCAGAUAGAUAUUAGUUUUUCGUGUGGCGAGUACAAGGAGGCUUAUGACAAGCACCUUGUUAACCUCAAGAAAUUCCAUGUGCGAACUAAGGUCCACGGCAUACUCGAUGGUAUCCUGAAGGAGAUUAAUGAUAAUGGGAGAAUUCAUGCAAAAGUAGAUCCGGCUGAUGUCGGAGAUCAAGACUGUCUCUCGGAUGACGAGAUUCACAAUGCCAUUCGCGAAUACGAGCAGGGGAGUGGCGUGAAUGAGACUGAUGAUGAGGAUGAGGAUUAUGGUAGUCAAUCUGAGCACAACGGAUGCGAAGACAAGUAG
Molecule: messenger RNA, 915 nt
Organism: Suillus fuscotomentosus
Lineage: Eukaryota; Fungi; Basidiomycota; Agaricomycetes; Boletales; Suillaceae
Exons: 7
Coding region: 1-915 (304 amino acids)
Source: RefSeq, a predicted model, not a curated record